UUUUACGGACUUCGAUGUUCUGUUUCUUCUUUUGCCAGCUUCGUAUUUCUCUUCGGAAAAUAGCGAGAGUGCCUUCCUGUUUUUUCGAUCAUUUAUUUUACUAUCUUCUUUUGCCAUCUUCGUAGUUCUUAGGGGAGAAGAAGGUAGAGGAGGGCAAAAACGUUUUUUGAUCAGUUUUUUUAAAAUGUUUAUUCAGUUCUUAGGGUAGAAGAAGAGGGAGGGACAAGGGUUCUAGAUUGGGUUUUGUACGAGGUGAAGGAAGAAGAAAACAGUAGAAGCAGCGGAGGAGAAGGUUGAAGUCAUGUCUUUAGGCUACGCCGAGAAGCUCUCCUACCGGGAGGACAUCGGCACUGUGGGCAUGUCGGAGAUCUUCGACCCUUCCGACAUCCUCCAUCAAAAGAUUGAAGAGCUUGCCUUGAUGGUAAAAGAGAGCAAACAUUUAGUGGCAUUCACAGGAGCUGGGAUUUCUACUUCAAGUGGCAUUCCUGAUUUUCGAGGACCUAAGGGCGUUUGGACUCUUCAGCGUGCAGGCAAGGGGUUGCCUGAAGCAUCACUUCCUUUUGAUCGUGCAAUGCCAAGUUUGACUCAUAUGGCUUUAGUUGAAUUGGAGAGGGUUGGUAUCCUUAAGUUUGUUAUCAGCCAGAAUGUAGAUAGUCUUCAUCUGCGAUCAGGAAUACCUAGAAAAAAGUUAGCUGAAUUGCAUGGAAAUUCCUUUCGGGAAGUUUGCCCUUCUUGUGAAACUGAGUAUGUACGGGAUUUUGAAGUUGAAACCAUUGGGAUGAAAGAGACAUCAAGGCGUUGUUCUGAUACAAACUGUGGUGCAAAGCUUAGGGAUAGUGUUCUUGAUUGGGAGGAUGCUUUGCCCCCUAAAGAGGUGAAUGCUGCUGAGAAUCACUGCAAAACUGCUGACCUUGUAUUGUGUUUAGGGACUAGUUUGCAGAUAAUGCCCGCUUGCAACUUACCUUUGAAAUGCAUCCGAAACAAUGGAAAGAUUGUGAUUGUAAAUCUUCAGGUAUCAAAGUAUCUAGUCAUGCCAACUCCGAAGGAUAAAAAGGCUAGUCUGGUGAUUCAUGGGCUUGUGGAUAAGGUCAUUGCAGGUGUCAUGCUCUUUCUUAAUCUGCGAAUUCCUCCAUAUAUCCGCAUCGACUUUGUUCAGCUUGAUCUGUCUCAUUCGCCAAAAAAGAACACUUACGUCAAAUGGACAAUGAGGAUUAUGAGCAUACAUGGACCUAGAGCUCCAUUACCUUUUCUCAAGUCAGUUGAGAUAUCCUUUCCCGAGAGACCAGAAUUAAAAGCCACCUUCCUAAAUAAGCAGCCAUUUCGUCUGAAAAGGGAGACGGUGAGAAAAAAGCCGUUGAAGAUGCUGCUGAUGUUCCACCUCAGUGAUGGUUGUAGCUUUCCGUACGCAUCCAUGGAAUGGCCCAUUGAUUUCCAGGUUAAGAAAGGAAGCUUUGUCAACGACAAGGAGGAGGUAGUCAGCAGUCUCAAGAGCACGGUCGAAGAGGGAUCUCAGUACGGGCAACAUGCCCUUUUAGAAGGGAAGUUCCUUCCGAGGUCUGAAGCCAUGGUCGUGGCCAUUGCGACGAGCAUUUGUAGGUAUGAAGCCUCCAAAGAAGAGAGCAGUGGACGACCGGAGACGAAGCCUGAUGACUCAUUUCCUUUGAUCAAAAGGCACAGUGAAGCCACCGCGAAUGGCACCAUGGCCACCGAGAAGCGAUUCAAGAGCUCCUAAUUUACCCCCUCCUAGAUGACAAUGGGAUUUUUUGUUUAUCAGCGAUAUGGAUAGAUGUGUGUAACUUUAGAAAAUAGUCUGCCGAUCGACUAGUGUGGCUCCAUUUGGAAGGACACUUGCGGUUACGGAAAUCCUCCCCGAGAUUCGGCCAACCUUUUCGAUGCACUGAAAACUAUCAGCAGAACGAUACGAUACCCGAUGGGCUGGGUGGAUUUUGUAUGCACCACCACCUAGUUUCUAUCUACUACCGAUCUCUGUAGGGAAGUGUCGAAUAACUUAACGUAGAAUGUUUGAUUAUUUUGUAAAUUUUAUAUCGUGUAAUUUAUCAAAAAUAGGCCCUUGUAGUUUCAUCUUCUAUCAGAAUGUAUUUAAUUUCUUUUUCUUCCCA
This is a messenger RNA of Zingiber officinale, 2120 nucleotides long. RefSeq names its product NAD-dependent protein deacetylase SRT1-like. The record is from RefSeq and is a predicted model, not a curated record. Bases 302 to 1732 code for a protein of 476 amino acids. The transcript has 14 exons. Gene Ontology annotation, molecular function: NAD+ binding. Lineage: Eukaryota; Viridiplantae; Streptophyta; Magnoliopsida; Zingiberales; Zingiberaceae.